Molecule: messenger RNA, 2573 nt
Organism: Eremomyces bilateralis CBS 781.70
Lineage: Eukaryota; Fungi; Ascomycota; Dothideomycetes; Eremomycetales; Eremomycetaceae
Product: cytochrome P450
Exons: 3
Coding region: 414-2078 (554 amino acids)
Molecular function (GO): oxidoreductase activity, acting on paired donors, with incorporation or reduction of molecular oxygen; monooxygenase activity; iron ion binding
Source: RefSeq, a predicted model, not a curated record
AUAGCGUUACCGUCAACCUUCUAGAUAUUAGAAUAGCACCCCCAUGUCAUUGGCUUCAGAGUUCAGGUUGUGCAGGAAUUCGGGAUCAUCCCGGCCGGUGGUAUAUCGGCGGAAUCGCUCCGAUACCUCAUUUCCCGAAUGCCCGUCACCGAUUUCUCCACCUCAUGUAGGAACAACCUCAGGGAGGCGAGCCGAGGCUCUCACGUGCAUGCAUCUCAUGUUUGAGGUGAAGCCAUCAAGCCAAUCAUGCGCAAGAAAAGUCAAAUCAUGAUACGGGUUGGAUUGCGACAACAUCGAGCAAUUCGGCAGCCUGCUCUCUCCAGAACAUCUUAUAACCUUCACGGCACCACGGCACCACGGUAACGCGGUGGACAUCCUUUCUUCUCCUAUGAAAUAUCCAUAGCAUCAGCAUCAUGUCCUCUAUAAUUGGGCUACGCUCGGUGGGAUCGCUCCUGAAUGUCGUGGUUCCAUUAUCCUUGACCAGUGCUCUUGGUUCCUAUGUCGUUACCAACGUUGUUCCUGGUUUUUGGCCGGUUCAAUCCUUGAUCGCGUCGUUUGUCUGGCUAUAUAGCGUCCAAUUUACGCUUGUGUUCAUAUACGGAGUCCUCAUAUAUCCCCACUUGGUCAGUCCCUUAAGACAUCUGCCAGAACCAAAGGACAAUGCCUUCCUUAUGGGCCAGUUCUGGAACUUGCUUCGGAAGCCCGACACCGAAUUGACAUCCAAAUGGGUCAACGAAAUCCCAAACGAGGGAUUGGUCCGUUUCCGGAUGUCGUUCAACUCCGAAACGGUCCUGGUUACCAACCCGGCGGCACUGAAAGAGGUUCUCGUCACCAAGAAUUAUGAUUGGGAAAAGCCUGGAAUCGCCCGUGCUAUCCUUUCGGUUCUGUUGGGGAAUGGCAUCCUCAUCGCAGAAGGAGACGAACAUAAGCGGCAAAGGAAACUUUUAUCUCCAGCUUUCUCAUUCCGCCACGUGAAAGAUCUCUACCCUACGUUCUGGGGCAAAGCAAAGCAGUGUACAGAGGCGAUAACCACAGCCAUCAAUGCUUCUCAGCUUCCUGGGAAGGAUAGCCCUCAAUUUCAAAUGAUCAAUGAAUGGGCGAGCCUGUGCACUCUUGAUAUCAUUGGAAUUGCUGGUAUGGGCCACGAUUUCAAUGCCAUUUUGGAUCCGGAAAAUGAACUGAGCCGAACCUACUCCGCUGUGUUUAGCCAGUCCGGAAAGACUAAGGUCAUUGUGGCAAUUCUCAACCGGAUCAAGAGAACGCCUCUUCGGUAUAUCAUCCCGACCGAGAACGUUGUAUCUCGGGCAGCGAAGGUGGUUCGACGGAUAUCUCAGCAGCUCAUAGAGGAAAAGAAAGUCAAUAUUGCGAAGGGUGGCCCCACUGAUCUUGAUAUUCUUUCCAUUGCGAUGGAGUCGGGUGGCUUCUCGGACGAUAACCUUGCGGACCAGCUCAUGACCUUCCUCGCCGCUGGCCACGAAACGACGGCUAACGCGCUGACACUCGCGGUCUAUUCUCUUUGCAAGAAGCCAGAACUUCAAUCUCGAUUGAGAGACGAGAUCCGAAGCCAGCUUCCCCCGCUUUCCGAGGACGUAGGGAUCACGUCGACCCAGAUCGACCAUCUGCCCUAUUUAAACGCGAUCUGCAAUGAAACCCUACGCUUGCUCAGUCCCGUCCCUGCGACGGGUCGGAUCUCGGUCAGGGACACGACCAUCCUGGGGACGUUCAUCCCGAAGGGGACGCAGAUCGUGAUCCCGUCCGCGGCGAUCAACCAGAGCAAGCAUUUAUGGGGCGACGAUGCGGCCGAGUUCAAUCCGGACCGGUGGAUGGGACCGGGGCGGGCCAACACGGGCGGAGCGGAAAGCAAUUAUGCGUUCAUGUCGUUCAUCCACGGACCGCGCAGCUGCAUUGGGAAGGACUUUUCCCGAGCGGAAUUCGCUUGUGUCAUGGCGGCGUGGUUUGGAAGGUUUGAAAUGCGGUUCAAGGAUCCGGCAUACAAACUUAUUCCCGCAUCGGGCAGCGUGGUGCUGAGGCCUCGAGGUGGCCUUGGUGUCAAGAUCACUCAGAUUGACGGUUGGUAAUCCGGGCGGUUGGUCUCACGAGAUAUUGAAUAUUAGUAGUACAGCUUUGAUCUUCAAUGCUCUAAAAUUGUCAUAAUCUAUUUUUCGCCCUUUCGCUCUUACGGUGAGCGUCAGUCUAGGUUAGAUAUGGCAGGUUGCAAUCACACUGCUUCCAAUAUCUCGAGCUGAGUAGCCUCAAAUGCUGAUACGGCUGACGGGCUGAGGAAGAUACAUACUGUACGGCCAAGAGAUGUGGUCGGAAGACAUCUGUGAUCUGCCCCUUACUCCUUACGCCCGAAACUAGAGCUCCUCACGAACCACCCGACAUUAGAGCCGCACAGGUAUGUCACAUCGACAACCAGGCAGUGGCGAUAAUAAGCAAUGGACGUAUCAUACGGAGUUUUGGACGGUGACUACUGGCAGGUCAUGGUGCCUGGUGGAGAAUAUGCUCCCUUCCCAGGUAAUUCAGCAUUCCCCCACACCUCCCUUCAAAAGCUUGAAACCAAUUCCGGGUAU